Molecule: messenger RNA, 8005 nt
Organism: Entelurus aequoreus (snake pipefish)
Lineage: Eukaryota; Metazoa; Chordata; Actinopteri; Syngnathiformes; Syngnathidae
Product: transmembrane protein 151A
Exons: 7
Coding region: 1594-3540 (648 amino acids)
Source: RefSeq, a predicted model, not a curated record
CACAAGACAUAUAUAUAUACUCUAUUAGCCACAACACAACCAGGCUUAUAUUUAAUAGCCCACAAAUUAAUCCGCAUAACAAACACCUCCCCCCUCCUGUCCAUAUAACCCGCCAAUACAACUCAAACACCCGCACAACACACUCAAUCCCACAGCCCAAAGUAUCGUUCACUUCCGCAAAGUUCAUACAGCACAUAUAUUUCCCCAAAGUUACGUACGUGACAUGCACAUAGCGGCACGCACAGACGGGCAAGCGAUCAAAUGUUUGGAAGAAAGCUGCGUACUCACGGUAGCGCGUCUGCUAUCCAACUCAAAGUCCUCCUGGUUGUGUUGCUGUAGCCAGCCGCUAAAACACCGAUCCCACCUGCAGCUUUCUUCUUUGCUGUCAUCAUUGUCCAUUAAACAAAUUGCAAAAGAUUCACCAACACAGAUGUCCAGAAUACUGUGGAAUUUUGCGAUGAAAACAGUGCUGUUUGUAUUGGGACACAAUGGUGUCCCAAUACUUCCGCACAAUCCGUGACGUCACGCGCAAACGUCAUCAUACCGAGACGUUUUCAGCCGGAUAUUUCCCGAGAAAUUUAAAAUUGCACUUUAUAAGUUAACCCGGCCGUAUUGGCAUGUGUUGCAAUGUUCAGAUUUCAUCAUUGAUAUAUCAACUAUCAGACUGCGUGGUCAGUAGUUGUGGGUUUCAGUAGGCCUUUAACCAUGAACCUAAAUCAUAUAUGUUAUUGGGAUUUAUAGAAAUAUCGUGAUGGUUUACCUUACUGUACAUGUGACAUGAUGGACAUAUUGGUAAACUAAGCAUUAUUAUCACUGUAAAACAGAAGGUUAUAUAGGCCUACAUUAUAACAUAAUAACUAACAGAGCUCACAUAAUGAGGUGUUUACUCGUUAUAAAGCAGGGGUGUCAAACCAUAUACCACAGUCUCCUAUCUCCCAGAAAAAUUAUUAACUCCAGGGGUCCAACUUUCUUUCUCCAUAGUUUUAAUUAUAUUACAAUUACUAAGAAUCAGGGAUCUGCUGUGAUGUACAAUUCAUCUUACUAUUGGCAUUAUUUAGACCAGGAGUGUCAAACGUAAGGCCCGCGAACAGGUUUGAGUUUGCUAAGUAUAAAAAUGAGCCGAAAUUUUUGGAAUAAAAAAACCUGCUGUUCUAAAUUUGUCCACUAGAUGUCGCAAUAGCAAUUCUUUGUAUCUUUGUAGAUGAUGCUACAUAUGUAAAAAAAAAACCAAAAACCGCAUGAUGUUAGUGCACCAGAUAACAUCCUGUAAUUUCCAUCCCAUCCAUUUUCUACCGCUUGUCCCUUUCGGGGUCUCUGGGGGUGCUGGAGCCUAUCUCAAGUCGUCACUUCAUCGCAGGGCCAACACAGGUAGACAGACAUCAUUCACACUCACAUUCACACACUAGGGCCAAUUUAGUGUUGUCAAUCAACCUAUCCCCAGGUGCAUGUCUUUGGAGGUGGGAGGAAGCCAGAGUACCCUGAGGGAACCCACGCAGUCACGGAUCGAACCCAGGACCUUCGUAUUGUGCAUGUCUUUGGAGGUGGGAGGAAGCCGGAGUACUCAGAGGGAACCCACGCAGUCACGGGGAGAACAUGCAAAAUCCACGCAGAAAGACCCCGAGCCCGGGAAUGGAAUCCAGGACCAUUCUCGCCGUAUGCAGAAUAUAUGCAGAUGAUAAUAACACAAUAGGAAGAGGAGGAUAUGCAAAACAACGGCCGGUCCAGCAGUCUCUGGCCUCGUCCCUGUGCCGGGAGUCCCACUGGAAGUGCCUCCUCCUGACUCUCCUCAUGUAUGGCUGCUUCGCCACGCUCACCUGGUGCGCCCUGUGCCGCGUGCCCGUGCUAAGCUCCUCACCCGUGCGCGUGGCCGCCGGUGACAACGCCACCUCGGCGGCCUACUACAAUGACGUGCAGCGCUUGGAGAGUCCGUGCUCCAGCGGCUACCUCUACAUUCCGCUGGCUUUCCUGGCCAUGCUCUACGUGGUCUACCUGGUGGAGUGCUGGCACUGCUUCUCCAAGACAGCCAUGUUGGCUCACGCCGAGUUCCAGGAAGUGUACGAGCGUGUGCAGAGGCUCCAACAGGCCACACCCUGUAUUUGGUGGAAGGCCAUCAGCUACCAUUACGUGAGGAGGACCAGGCAGGUGACAAGAUACCGCAAUGGAGAUGCAUACACAACCACACAGGUCUACCACGAGCGUGUCAACACACACGCCUCCAGCUCAGAGUUUGACUAUGCUCGCUACGGCGUAAAAGAUGUGUCUAAGGAGCUGUUUGACCUCCAGCUGCACUCUGCUGUUCGCCUCCGCUUCACCAAGUGCUUCAGCUUCUCCAGUGCACGUGCUGAAGCAGCCUAUCUCACCCAGCGAGCUCGCUUCUUCGGUGAGAACGAGGGCCUGGACGACUACAUGGAGGCCAGGGAGGGCAUGCACCUGAAGAACGUGGAUUUCCGCGAACACAUCCUGGCGUUCCCGGAUCCCGCUCACCAGCCGUGGUUUUCCAGGCACAGAGUCUUCUGGCUGGCCUCCGCUUUCCUUCUGUCAUGGCCGCUGAGGGUGGUGUCUGAGUACCGCACGGCCUACGUGCACUACCACGUGGAAAAGCUGUUUGGUGAAGAUGAGGAUGUCAGUGGGGGAGGUGGGCCGGGAGGGGGCGGAAGAGGCAGCGGGGGAGAGGGUGGGACUGAAAACGGCAUCCAUCCGGGAGGAAUCAGAAUGGGUCCCAACGGGUCGAGCUAUAGAGCCAUCUCGCGAAUCAACACAGUGGACAUGACAGAACUAGAGUGGCACAUUCGCUGCAACCAGCAGAUGGUUCCCAGCUACUCUGAGGCUCUCCUCAUGGACUUGGACAGUAGCAGUGGGACAAACCCCACUGCUUCCACACCCAUCUCCGGGCCCCCAGGCACCACCCCCAACCUGGAGGGGAGCCGGCCUCCUUUGGCCCUGCCUGUGGUGUUCAACUCCACGUACCUCCUCCAGAGCUGCCCCCGAUGCCGGCGAACCACAUCUAGCUCCAGCCUGCCCUCUCGUCUGAGGGCACCCAUGGGAACCACCGCCCUGCUCAAUGCAACCGUGGCAGGCUUGAGGGUGACCGGGCACAGCGCAGGGGGGAUCGGAGGCAGGCUGGUUCUCAGUCGAAGCGGAUUCUCAUUGGGGAGGCUGAGCGGCGGGAGGCAGAACAGCCUGUUCCAUUCACGCAGCAUGGGGGGAGAGCUGGGAGGAAGUCGAGAGGAUGGAGCAGGAAGUGGAGGAGGGGGAGCAGGAUUCCUGGGCUUAGGCUCCAGGCAGGACAAUGAGGAGACCAGAGGUGUGCUGGAGGGAGAGGGGGAUGAGGAAGAGGAGCAUGAGGUGAUGGAGGCGGAGGAGAGGAGGCGGGAGGAUGCGGGGAGAAACAGGGAUGAAGAGGCGGAGCAGGAUGGAGGAGGAGGAGGAAGUAGGAGGGAGGGCGAGAGGGAACGUCCACCAUCUUACCAGGAUGCCUUCUUCUUCCCUGUCCUCAUCAUACACGGAGAUGAGAGCUGCCAUGCUGGAGACCGCCUCUGAACGUCUCAACUAUGACAAGAGACAAACCAUCAGUGGUCGGUCAUGCUGGAGGGACAAGAAAACAUCAAUCUAUGCAAGAGCAGGAGCAGGCGGAGAACCAGUCUAAGAACACAAAGACUAUUGGACAAAAGUACUGGGACACCUAGUCAAGGUCUUCCACUCUAAACUCAUCCAAGCAAGUAUUUAGGGACCUUGCUGAUGGAACAAACUGUUGUUGCACAAAGUUGGAAGCACAGAUUCAUUAAGAUGAAGAGGUGUGACCCAAGACUUUUAUCUAUGUCUUGUGGAAGGAGAAUUGGAUCAGCAGCUGACCACGAGCCAACACGGUGCCAACAAAGGAGGAGGAACAUCGAUUUGCUUGCCGUUUCCUCCUUGCUGACGCGGUCCUCUCCUUGCCAUUAGUGAUGCACUCACGCUCACACCGGUAUUAGUCAUGCGGCCCUGACAAAACAACAUAAAUGACGUCUUCACGGACAUUCAGUCGUAAACACAAUAAGUGAUGACAAGUGAUGGAACAUUUUAUUCACCAGAAAGUACCAUUUGAUUCAGAUUAAUAUUUCUAUUAGAAACAUGUUGAGGAGACUUUUCUCAGUAGCUUUUGCGCAAAACAAAACAACGCUAAAGAGCUGCUGAGGACGUCAGUAACUCCUCCUCCUCCUCCUGAAGGCAAGCGAUUGGCCAGAUAUUUAAAGACCUACUGAAAUUAGAUAUUCUUAUUUAAACGGGGAUAGCAGAUCCAUUCUAUGUGUCAUACUUGAUCAUUUCGCGAUAUUGCCAUAUUUUUGCUGAAAGGAUUUAGUAGAGAACAUCGACGAUAAAGUUCGCAACUUUUGGUCGCUGAUAAAAAAAGCCUUGCCUGUACCGAAAGUAGCGUGACGUCACAGGUUGUGGAGCUCCUCACAUCUGCACAUUGUUUUCAAUCAUAGACGCCAGCAGCGUGAGCGAUUCGGACCAAGAAAGCGACGAUUACCCCAUUAAUUUGAGCGAGGAUGAAAGAUUCGUGGAUGAGGAAAGUGAAAGUGAAGGAUUAGAGGGCAGUGGAAGCGAUUCAGAUAGGGAAGAUGCUGUGAGAGGCGGGUGGGACCUGAUAUUCAGCUGGGAAUGACUAAAACAGUAAAUAAACACAAGACAUAUAUAUACUCUAUUAGCCACAACACAACAAGGCUUAUAUUUAAUAUGCCACAAAUUAAUCGCGCAUAACAAACACCUCCCCCCUCCCGUCCAUGUAACUCGCCAAUACAACUCAAACACCCGCACAACACACUCAAUCCCACAGCCCAAAGUACCGUUCACCUCCGCAAAGUUCAUACAGCACAUAUAUUUCCCCAAAGUUACGUACGUGACAUGCACAUAGCGGCACGCACGGACGGGCAAGCGAUCAAAUGUUUGGAAGAAAGCUGCGUACUCACGGUAGCGCGUCUGCUAUCCAACUCAAAGUCCUCCUGGUUGUGUUACUGCAGCCAGCCGCUAAUACACCGAUCCCACCUACAGCUUUCUUCUUUGCAGUCUCCAUUGUUCAUUAAACAAAUUGCAAAAGAUUCACCAACACAGAUGUCCAGAAUACUGUGGAAUUUUGCGAUGAAAACAGAGCUGUUUGUAUUGGGACACAAUGGUGUCCCAAUACUUCCGCACAAUCUGUGACGUCACACGCAAACAUCAUCAUACCGAGACGUUUUCAGACAGAUAUUUCCCGGGAAAUUUAAAAUUGCACUUUAUAAGUUAACCCGGCCGUAUUGGCAUGUGUUGCAAUGUUAAGAUUUCAUCAUUGAUAUAUAAACUAUCAGACUGCGUGGUUGGUAGUAGUGGGUUUCAGUAGGCCUUUAAGAUGCACAAAAAAAGUGGCUCAUCAGGAGAAGUCCUUCAUAAUCCAUCAACUAAAAUUUAGACGUGGAAGAGUCUCACUAGAACUCAGGCUGGACUCUCUUAACCUGACUCUCGCCAGAUCCUUGUAGUUCGCUGAGCUCCACACAAGGAUAUGGGACUUCUCAAUAGGAGAUGUCUUUCCUUGUAAAAAAAAUAAUUGCAUGUGAUUGUAUAAACCAGUUUAACCGUCUUGAAUGACGUGCUACUUCAACCACUCACAUCGAAAUCAACCCGUGACGCUGAUGAGAGCGACGCUGGGAAAUCCAAAACAGAACAGCCGACAUAUUGGAUAACGACAGAGCGAAAAGUUAGAGAACUUUUACUGAAACAACGCAGCAAUGUCAGUAGACGAUCGAUGUCGCAAAACAGUUGCAAUAGCAGAAUCAAUGUCAGCACACAUUGUUGUUUGAAUCAAACAGUCGCUUCGGCGCUACGUCAUAUCUAUGAAAUCCCGCCCGGCGAUCCUGAUUGGUUCAUUAUUUUUUGCUAUCUUAAAGGAGUUUGCAUUACCCUCGAGCCCAGAUCCUCGUGUGGAGCUCAGCGAACUACAAGGAUCUGGCGAGAGUCAGGUUUGGACUCUCUGGCCUACUUCCUAAAAUUGGAUGAGGAUACACACCGAGGGAGCGGCAGAAGGUCCCAGUACAACAGCAGCAACACUUUCCAAAGCACACCUUGGAUGAACAUGUCUUGGCCUUCCUUCCUUGCACCUUUGAACAUGACACAGGCUCCUCAAGACGAUGAAAGCCUGGUUCUCCCCGUGCUCCACAAGUAUGGAAAGCACACACACACACACACACACACACAUUCUGUAUAGAAACUCUCAAAGACAUAUACAAUAGAGGACAUUUAUAGAAUUUUUUUGUAAUGCUGUUAAUCAUGACUCAGAUAGUCCUCAUAUGAGCAAAAUCAAGCACUAAAGCGCACUAAACACACAUUUGUGUCAUUCUAUGUUAUGAUUUGUUUGGAUUGUAACGAUGGGACGCACUUACAGUAUAUGUCAAUUGUGUGCUAUAGCCACUUGAAAGCUUGCAAAAGCUACAAAACAUGCAACAUUUCAGCUUUUGUGUUUGUUUGCAGUUUUGAGCGAUGUUUAUAAUGCCUUUAGUAGGCGUCACAAAUGUUUUUGCGUGUGUGUCAACCAACGGUUUGCUGGUGUGGCCGAAAAAAAAUAUAGAACACAAAGUAGGCCUUCACACAUGCACUGUCCAAUAAGCAUGGAAAUGUCCUCCAUACGUUGCCUUCGUGUCUGUCCACUCUUGUAUCUCAGGAUUUUAAGUUGAAAACUUUUUGCGACAUCUGCUUCAGUUGUUGACACGCUAAAGCAGGCCUGGGCAAUUAUUUUGACUCGGGGGCCACAUUUAGAGAAAAACAUGUGUCUGGUGGCCGGUAUAUCUAUUUUUAGGAACACUAAUUCAAAACCUCACAAUAAUUUCUAAUUGAAUGCUAAAAACGUUAUGACAGACCACCUUAAAAAACGUAAUGGAAUUUUUUCACUUUUCUAUGAAUGAUAAAACACUGAAUAUUGACAAAAUAUGAAUGUCACACCCCCUUUCAAUUGACAUAUUUUACAAUCAAGUGAAACGCGACAAAAAUGCAACAAACAGUGAAAUAUGAAGGGUACAAAAUAAACCCACCUACAAUCUGAUAUAUCUGAUACAUCACUAAGCUUUAGAACUUUGUUGGGAAAAUCUCCUUCCAAGUCUGUGGAAACGCUUCCCGCCCACACUGCUUGGUGCCUCGUCUGAGCUGCUGUGACAUAGAUUACCGUAGUAACUAAUUAGAUGAUCAUAGUAACUAAUUAGAUUACCAUAGUAACUGGUAUAUCAUCCAAAAGCACAGAUUACAACCAUUGAAAUACUUUGUAUAGUUCAAGACUUACGGUCAUUAGAAACAUCACUGCACAUCAUAAUGGCAGCUACAGUUUCCAUCUUAAAGAUCUAAAAAAAAUAUUUGGGAAUGUCCGGCGGGCCAGAUUGAAAAGCUCAACGGGCCGCAUGUGGCCCCGGGCCUUAAUUUGCCCAGGUCUGCGCUAAAGCCAAGUGUACACACUCACAUGCAUGAGCAUCUUCUAAAAAAAAACACACACACAUUGACAUGGGGACAAAUAACACAAAUAUUUGUUGAUGUGCACAAGCUGGCGACCAUGCAGUCCAGGUUGCCUCUUGCCCGAAGUGAGCUGGGAUAGGCUCCAGCUCACCCGGGAAAAGUAUGGUUGAAUGAAUAGCGCACAAGCUGAGUUAACCGUUUGGCCGCCAGAUGGCAGCAAAGCACUUUGUAGGGGAAGCCCACAGAGGGACAGGGUAGAAAGCAUCCAAACCAUCUGCUUAGAAGUGAUGAUGACUUAUUAACCAGGAUGCUGAUUAACAUAAACAUUUAGUGACAUAACUGCAGAAUAACUUAAAACUAAUAAUGUGCCUCGGUGUAUUGCUGGGCGACUUUCUGAAUGAACAGGCAAUAAGUGAAGACAAUUAGCCUCCAUUGACUAAAUAUAUUGCCUUUUCUGUGUGCUCAGUACAAGCUACCUUGUCUUUCAAAUGAAAAAAAAACCCCAUCUGCAGCUGAAGUAUUGUAAAAAAAAAAAAAAAAAAAAAAGGAAUAAAAA